AUGGAAACUAUUGAUUUUAUUGUUGAAAAUCAAGAACAAUUAAACUUUUUACCACAACCCAGUACAAGUACCUCUCUAGAUAAUGAUAAUAAUUUGGUUGUAGAAAACCAUAAUAUUCCAUCUCGCAGUGUAAUUAUUAAUGAUGAGAACUUUUCUAAUAGUCUUAGUACUGAUACUUUUACCUUUUCUUUUUUAAAUAUUGAUGACAAUAAUGUAGACAUAUCUGAUAAUUAUGAUCUACAAGAUGAAUCAUGCAGCUCUGAUUCAGAUGAUGAAUGUUUAACAAAUGCUAGUAAUAUUUUAUAUGAUAAUCAAUGUUUUAUUCUGAAACUUAUUGCUAAUUGGACAAUUGAACAUAAUAUUACAUUAUCUGCACUAUCUGCUUUAUUAAAGCUUUUAAAAAAUCAUAAAUGUUUUAGUAAUUUUCCAGUCGAUGCUAGAACUGUGUUAAAAACACCUAUUAAACCUAAUGAAAUUCAAACUAUUCAAUCGCGAUAUUAUUACCAUUUUGGCAUUGCAAAUGGUUUAAAAUCUCAUUGUAAUUUUUCAAUUGUUAAUGAAAAUAUAAUUAAAUUAUUUAUUGGCAUUGAUGGUUUGCCGUUGACAAAAAGUUCUUCUAGAGCCUUUUAG
Macrosiphum euphorbiae (potato aphid) is the source of this 630-nucleotide messenger RNA. The record is from the annotation of a GenBank genome assembly. Lineage: Eukaryota; Metazoa; Arthropoda; Insecta; Hemiptera; Aphididae.